AUGCUGCACUCCGGGGUGAAGCUCUGUGCUCGGCUGCUGCUGCUGUCCCUCUCCUGGGGGGGCACCCAUUCAACAGGGGGACCCGGCUCCACCCUGCCCCCGGUGGUCUCCGGACCCCCGCUCAGCUCAGACGUGAGGAGUGUGGUGUUCAAAGGGGAGAGCCAGGUGGAGGAGGUCCAGGUGGUGCGGCCCCUGACGCUGGCCCUGGAGUGCACCUGGACCGGCAGCCAGGACCGACCGCACAACAUCUCCGGCUUCUGGAGGAAGGACGGGUCUGAGCUGGCGGACAGCCGGCGCCCCGUGCUGCUGGAGAACCAGCAGUAUAACCUCAGACGGACGUUCAGCAUCACUGAUGAAGAGGGCUUGGGUAAUUACUCCUGUGUCUUCGACAAUCAAGCGGAAGUAGACUUCAUUUUGGCAGCGCCGCGGGUCGGGGAGGUGAGAGAUAAGCCCAUCGUCAGCUACGUGGGCGACUCUGUGGUCCUCCAAUGCAAGAUGGAAGACACCAAGCCCCAACCCAACUCCUGGACCUGGUACCGGGCCAACGGAACCGACAAGGAGCUCCUAGACCCUGAGCCGGACUCCCCCCAGUACCAGAUCCACAACCAGGAGGGGAAGACCAAGCUGACGGUGCGGAACCUGACGGAGGCGGACUCCGGGGCCUACUACUGCGGGGCGGUGUACGACAUCAGCGUGACCCUGAGCCGCGUGGACCUCCGGGUCAUCACCUUCCUGGAGCCGCUGAAGCCCUUCCUGGUGAUCGUGGGCGAGGUGCUGGUCCUGGUCUCCCUCAUCCUGCUGUACGAGAGGACCAAGGCCCACGGGCCGCAACCCGAUAAUACAUUGAGUGAUGACCAAGCUCAUAAACUGACCCCCGACGACGCCGGUGGAGAGGUCACGGAUUCUUCCACCAGGCAGCGGAAGGUCUGACCGGCCCAUCGGAUUCCUCUUGCCCAGGAAGUGUGUUUGUGGAUCAUUGUAUUAACAGAACAGCGCUUUAUGAACUAAUGUGGACCGACCUCAGACCAGUCUCACUUUGGAUUGGAGUUCGCUCAAACUCCAAAUAUUAAUGUUAUCUUUGGAACCAAAUCUAUUUAAUUUUGACUUUGUUUCAGUGACUAAUUCAGCGCUCAUUAUACCGGUGUUUAACACUUUUUCGCAGUGCCUUAAACGGUCCAACAGUACCAGCUAGACUCAGCUGAUCAUGAGGCUUUACCUGCUCUACACAUCGGCAAACAACUGCCUCCCUUCUCAACCUUUCAGCUCAGAAUAUCCCUCCUCAAGAGGCUGUGCCUGUAGCACUCAUAACGUGCAACCAAAAACCUUUUCAAGCGUCAAAUAUCCAAAUAAAAAAGGUA
This is a messenger RNA of Gadus chalcogrammus (walleye pollock), 1358 nucleotides long. RefSeq names its product embigin-like. The record is from RefSeq and is a predicted model, not a curated record. Gene Ontology annotation, biological process: cell-cell adhesion. The transcript has 8 exons. Bases 1 to 930 code for a protein of 309 amino acids. Lineage: Eukaryota; Metazoa; Chordata; Actinopteri; Gadiformes; Gadidae. Gene Ontology annotation, molecular function: cell adhesion molecule binding. Gene Ontology annotation, cellular component: cell-cell junction.